CAUUCCUGUGUUUGUUUUUUUUUUUUUAUUUCACCACAACACCACAAAUGCAUUAAAAUUAAGUGCAAAGUAAGCCGCGCAGUUCGCCAGUUGAGAGUGCGAGCAAUGUGAAUACUCUUGGGUCAGCCAGCAAUAACGAGCUUCAAAAUGACUGACGCCUACUGUUUGUCCAAUUUUAUUGAUUUUUCACAGCAUUUGUCACAGCCGCUGAGGCACAGCAAUCGGAUCAAGUAUACGUGCUUUGAUAUCUCUGACAACUAUAUCAUCUUUGGGGCCACCUCUGGCUCGCUGUACUUCUUCAAUCGUGGCGGCAAGUUUAUGCACCUGAUCCCCAAUAAGCAUGGACCGGUCACACACCUGAGCAUCUCGGCCAACAACAAGUAUGUGGCCUUUUCCACUCAGCGCUCUCUGAUCUGCGUAUAUGCGGUAAAUCUAUCCGCUCAGGCCGCACCUCAAGUGAUUGUCACCCACCUGAGUACCGAUCAAUCGGUGCAGGUGACCUGCAUCCAUUGGACGCCGGAUGAGAAGCAAUUCUACUAUGGCGAUACACGCGGCCAAGUCAAUCUGGUACUCCUCUCGUCCUUCAUUGGACAUAGCCUCCUGUUUAACAUGUCCGUGCAUCCACUUUUGUAUCUGGAUUCGCCCGUUGUUCAGAUCGAUGACUUUGAAUCUCUGCUCCUGGUGUCCAACAACACCAAAUGCAUCCUAUGCAACACCGAAUACGAAGAGUACAAGCAGAUUGGAAACCGUCCACGGGAUGGCGCGUUUGGCGCUUGCUUCUUUAUAUCGCCACACGAGUCAGUGCAGCCGUCGCGCAUUUAUUGCGCACGUCCUGGCACGCGCAUCUGGGAAGUGGACUUCGAGGGCGAGGUAGUGCAGACGCAUCAGUUCAAGAGCGCACUGGCCACCGCACCAGCCCAGAUCCUUAAGCCCAGCGAAGGGGAUGCUUUCAGCGAUGACGACGCGGAUGCACUGGAGGCCAACGAUGAGCUGCUGGACUAUCAGCCGCAGAACCUGCAAUUUGCCAAGCUGCAACGCCUGGGCGAAAACUUUCUGCUGAGCUAUACCGAACUGGGCCUCUACAUCUUCGAUGUGCGCCACUCGUCGGUGGUGCUGUGGUGCAAUAAGUUCGAGCGCAUUGUCGACUGCCGCGUCGCCGGCACCGAUAUCUUUGUUUUCACCCAGACGGGCUCGCUGUAUAGCGUGCAGCUGCAGACACUGCAGGCGUAUGCCCUCUCCCUGAUACAGCAGUCGAAGCUGCCGCAGUGCGCCCGACUGCUGCGCCAGCACGUGAAAUACUUUGCGGACAAGGCGCGCGAGCACUACGAGCUGAAGCAGCUAAAUCAGCUGAAGCAAUUACUGAUCGAGCGCCAGCAGUAUGAGCUGCUCAAUGAUAUAUCCGUGAUCUUUGAUGCCAUUGCCCAGUGCACGGGCAGCGCCAUGGACACGCACAGCUCCGGCGGCAGUUCGGCGACAACAGAGAGAAGUCUCAGCACAGCUGGCGGAGGGUCUGGCGUUAGAAGUGAAGAUAGCGUUGGUGGUGUCGCCAGUCCAGCGCCCCCUAAAGGCGUUUAUGUGCUGGAGAAUGCAUUCUGCGAUAAUCUGAAGCAGCCGCCCAAGUCGGGACAUUUCAAGGAUGCGCUGCUCACGGUUACAGGCAAAUUUGGUAAGAACAUCAUCAAGUACAAGUUCAACAUAUUCGCUGAGGAGCAGCAGCAGCAGCUUGUCCGCGAGCUAAUCCCCGCCAGUGAGCGCUCGCUGCCCUUUAAAGACAUCAAGGCACGCUACGAGACGCAGGAUGAGGAUGAGGAGAUUGUAUGCCGCAGCAGCAGCAACGGACGCAAACGGCAGCCGGCAGCUACGCCACACAUCAGUCCGGAGGAGAAGACCAUUUACAAUCUGUACUUGAUCCACAAGGGCGCCAAAUUCAGUCGCACCCAUUGCGUGGAGCGCUAUCGCGCCGUCUUCGAUGAAUAUGCGGCCAGCGAGCUGAUCCAGCUGCUGGCGAAACUCGGCCAGGUGAUGCUGGAGCAUGGCGACAGUCCAGAGCAGGCGCAGCGUAAUUGCUACGAGAUGUACUUCAACUAUCUCAAUCCGGAGCUCAUCUGGGAAAUGGAUGAUGCCACUCGAGAUUAUAUAGCCGACGGCUUGGCCCUAUUGAAUGCCGGCGUCGAGAUUGUCCGCUGCAGCCAUUGCAACUUCCCUCUGCGCUUCCACAACGCCUGCCAGUACCAUGAGCUGGGCGCGGUGCUGCUACGUUACUUCUGGUCGCGUAACGAGCAGCUGAAGUGCUUCGAUGUGCUGCAGUCGAUGCCGGCGCUGCUCGAUGUCCUGGCCAAGUUCUAUCUGGCCGAGCACAAUUUGGACAAGGUUGUGCCCAUUGUUUUCAACUAUGGUUCCGUGGAGCUGUUACAGGAUGUGGGCAGACAAUUGAAUGGCGCCGCCUGGGCACGUUGCUUUGAGCAGUUUGUGGAACUGCAACGUGGACGCCUGACCUGUGUCAACUGCGAGUGCGUCAGCACUGUGGAAGAGGAACAGCUCUCACGGCAUUUCUUCUACACAUGGAACUGUUUCCUUAACAUCGCUCUAGAUCAUCUGACAGCCAGCGAGACGCUGGCCUUGAUCUUCAAGUGGAGCUCGUAUAUACCCAGCGAUGCGAUCGAUCGUGAGUUCUACAAACGCUGCCUACUUAAGGGCUGAAAGUCAUAUGAAAUAUAUAUAAUACAUAGAUUUAUGAAUAUUA
Molecule: messenger RNA, 2743 nt
Organism: Drosophila mojavensis
Lineage: Eukaryota; Metazoa; Arthropoda; Insecta; Diptera; Drosophilidae
Gene: pink
Product: Hermansky-Pudlak syndrome 5 protein homolog
Exons: 3
Coding region: 148-2700 (850 amino acids)
Biological process (GO): developmental pigmentation
Cellular component (GO): cytoplasm
Molecular function (GO): protein binding
Source: RefSeq, a predicted model, not a curated record